This is a messenger RNA of Penicillium manginii, 873 nucleotides long. Its product is annotated as thioesterase domain-containing protein. Lineage: Eukaryota; Fungi; Ascomycota; Eurotiomycetes; Eurotiales; Aspergillaceae. Bases 1 to 873 code for a protein of 290 amino acids. The record is from RefSeq and is a predicted model, not a curated record. The transcript is spliced from 2 exons. Gene Ontology annotation, biological process: biosynthetic process.
AUGCUUCUUGACAACCCGACCCUGAUCCAGUCGGGCCCCGCGGCCGCAGCACCCCUCUUCCUGCUUCACGAUGGUGGCGGCACCAUCUUCAACUACUUCAUGCUCGGCGACCUCGACCGGCCGGUGUACGGGAUCCAGGACCCCAAAUUCGGGAGCGCGGAGCAGUGGGAGGGCGGCAUGGAGGAGAUGGCCCGGCUGUACAUCUCGUUUAUCCGCGCGGCCGUACCUCAGGGGCCCAUUCUGCUUGGCGGCUGGUCGCUUGGAGGGCUCACAGCCCUGGAGAUUGCGCGCAUCCUGGCCGGCGAGGCAACAGGCCUCCAGCUGCGUGGGCUGAUCUUGAUUGACAGCCCCCAGCCGGAGGAGUGGGCGAAUCACCGCGACCGCUUCUGCGAUGCCGAUGUCUGGGUGACGGAGACGACGUCGGCCAAGACGAAGCAGGCGGUUGACUGGCGCAUGGACGAGUGCGACAGGCUGCUGGACGGGUGGAGGGCCCCGCGCUGGCAGCAGCCACGGCCACGUGGCGGCCGGGCCGAGCCGCCCGGAAGCCUGACCCAGCGCGCGCACGGGCUCCUGCGGCACAACAUUCUUGGGCGGGCCCCGCCGCCGCCAGAGCUGCUCGUGGCUGGCUCUCCUCCCCCGGUCGUUCUCCUGCGCGCAACCGAUCGUGUGCCCGUCCCCGCUGGAUCGAAGCCCGGCAGCCUCGUGGACGUCGACCUGCACCGGGACUCGACACAGCUGGGAUGGGACCGCCUCGAGUAUCCCCUGCUGCACGCGGUCUACGAUAUCCCUGGCCACCAUUUUGACCUCUUCGAGGGGUAUGAUCGGAAGGUUACGGAGCUGCUGGGCCGGAUUUAUCGUGAGAUGGACGUGUAG